Sinocyclocheilus anshuiensis is the source of this 1183-nucleotide messenger RNA. Its product is annotated as myeloid differentiation primary response protein MyD88-like. Gene Ontology annotation, molecular function: Toll-like receptor binding; TIR domain binding. NCBI's taxonomy places the organism in Eukaryota, Metazoa, Chordata, Actinopteri, Cypriniformes, Cyprinidae. The record is from RefSeq and is a predicted model, not a curated record. The transcript has 5 exons. Gene Ontology annotation, biological process: toll-like receptor 4 signaling pathway; positive regulation of canonical NF-kappaB signal transduction; MyD88-dependent toll-like receptor signaling pathway. Bases 242 to 1096 code for a protein of 284 amino acids. Gene Ontology annotation, cellular component: plasma membrane.
GUACGUGUAUUUCGUCAUUUCUCUGACUCAUGUUUUAUUUUUUUUGCGAACAUUUCCUCAAUCUUUACUGUUGUUUAGUGUACGUAUUGCAGUUCGUGAUUUUGUCGUUUUUUGCAGCCUAUCGGUAGCGUCAGAAAAUGACACAUUAAAAUAUUGAACUUUUUCGUAUCACUUUCUCUUCUCGAGUUAAACGCGGAGAUUAACAACUUGAGUUGGGUAACCGUGAGAUUUUGCCAUAAAUAUGGCAUCAAAAUCAAGUAUAGAGUAUGAGGCGAUUCCAGUAACAGCUUUAAACUGCAGUUUCCGAAAGAAACUGGGGCUGUAUUUGAAUCCAACAAACGCAGUGGCAGCAGACUGGAGGACAGUCGCCGAAAUGAUGGACUUUACCUACCUGGAGAUCAAAAACUUCGAGAAAAGAGAGUAUCCCUUUGAAAAGGUCUUAACGGAGUGGGAAACUCGUCCAGAGGCAACCGUAGCAAAUUUACUGUCGAUUUUAGAAAAAGCUGAAAGGAAAGAUGUCAUAACAGACCUCAAAGACAUUAUAGAUGAUGACUGCAGGAAGUAUUUGGAAAGACAGAUGAGGAAGCCUGUCCAGGUUCCAGUGGUGGACAGUUGUGGCCCGCGCACACAGGAGCGAGAAGGCAUCACGCUGUAUGAUAAUCCACAAGGACUAACACCGGAGACCUUUGAUGCUUUCAUCUGCUAUUGUCAGAGUGACUUCCAGUUUGUGCAUGAGAUGAUCAAACAGUUGGAACAGACUGAAUGCAACCUGAAGCUGUGUGUCUUUGACCGAGACGUCCUUCCUGGCGCAUGUGUGUGGACCAUCACCAGUGAGCUCAUAGAAAAAAGGUGCAAGAGGAUGGUGGUGGUCAUUUCUGAUGACUAUCUGGACAGUGAUGCAUGUGAUUUUCAGACUAAGUUUGCACUCAGCCUUUGCCCAGGAGCUCGCUCUAAACGUCUAAUCCCUGUUGUCUACAAAUCCAUGAAGAGGCCUUUUCCCAGCAUUCUCCGUUUUCUGACCAUCUGUGAUUACACCAGACCCCGCACACAGGACUGGUUCUGGAUGCGAUUGGCCAAAGCGCUCUCGCUGCCCUGAUCUUUUCCAUAAACACUGUUAAACGGGUCAUGAACUGCCUUUUUUAUUAUUUUGUACUGUUCUCUGAGGUCCACUUAUAAUGUUAUC